This is a messenger RNA of Lactuca virosa, 944 nucleotides long. Lineage: Eukaryota; Viridiplantae; Streptophyta; Magnoliopsida; Asterales; Asteraceae. The record is from the annotation of a GenBank genome assembly.
CAUUUUCUACCCGAAAGAAGACGAAAAACUCUAGAAGGACCUUCAAAGAUCAAACUUCAAAGCACGCCGUUUCUAAGGCACGUUGGAGUCGAUGGCAGUUGCACCCAGAUUUUCUCUCUGUGUGUAGAUUGUGACGAUGGAGCAUUCAUUAUGGGGAAAUCUACCAUUGUUGGUGAGAGCGAAUUCGAAGGAAUCGGUGGAGCUCAUACUCCAAACCCUAUGGAGAACUCGCAAAAUUGGACUUGAUUCAAACGAUCGCGAUGUCAUCCGUGAUAUGCUUCAACUUCAAAAUGAUGCCGACCUCGAUCCUCUUUUGGUAUGCCUACGCAUGUUGAUUCGUAGAUGUGUCUAUGAGAACAACAAUAAGGAUGAAAUACAGAAAUUGUUCCCUGAAGAAGUCUUGCCUGAGAUACAGAGAUUAUUGACACUUCUGCUACAAAAGUUCCAUAAGGAGUGGAGAGAAGAUAUAGCGAAAGAUCAGCUUCAGAGCAACACAGAGCCAAAUUCAGGAGAAACAGAUGUCAACUUUCAGUUGUCUAAAGAUAGACUAGAGACGAUGUUGAAGUCUAUGUAUUCUAUGAGUGAUCAACAAUGAAGGUACGAACCAAUCCAUGAGAUCACUGACGAAAGAUGGUAUCAUAAGCUAAAUAGGAUGCUCCAUAUGGUGGGUUAUUACUUGAAAGUUGAAACCGAUGAUGCAAUAUAUCCCUUAUUUUCAGAUUACAGGUUGGAUAAAAUGUGAAUAAUACAUAUGCCUCGAAAGUAUGUGUGGUGAUGAAGACCUGGAAAAGAAAAUUUGACUGUCAAUUUGAUGAAUUGAUUAAUACAAGAGGGUUGUUGGUCUUAAUGUAGCCAAAACUAACAAGGAAGUAAAAAAAAAAUCCAUUUGAUUGGUGAGAUUCAUAUGUAGCUAACACACCCGAGUUCAGAAAUUUUGCUAUGAG